AUGGAAUCGAUUUUCAUUUUGCAUUCAAUUUGGAUGCGUAAACAUAUGAAUAUGUCUGCUUGUGGAAGACAGCCGCAUCCAACAUUUCUGGAACCGCUGAUGGCGAAUGUGACGGCGUUAAAAGGACAAGAUGUUGAAUUCAGGUGUAAGGUCAACAAUUUAGGCAAACACAUGGUUAGUAGAUUUAUUCACAGUAGCUUGGCUGAUUUGAAUAUCGUCGAUCCGUGUGAUUUUUUACGAGAGAUCAGUAACGAAUUCAAAGAAACAAUAUUGGCUAAUGCAUAA
Anisakis simplex (herring worm) is the source of this 285-nucleotide messenger RNA. Lineage: Eukaryota; Metazoa; Nematoda; Chromadorea; Rhabditida; Anisakidae. The record is from the annotation of a GenBank genome assembly.